Molecule: messenger RNA, 6164 nt
Organism: Glycine soja
Lineage: Eukaryota; Viridiplantae; Streptophyta; Magnoliopsida; Fabales; Fabaceae
Product: putative disease resistance protein At4g11170
Exons: 4
Coding region: 151-1719 (522 amino acids)
Biological process (GO): signal transduction; defense response
Molecular function (GO): ADP binding
Source: RefSeq, a predicted model, not a curated record
AGAUCAAAAGGAAGGGUGGAAAUGUCUUUGCAAAGUCCAUUUAUCUGUUGACAUGCGUUCAGGCAGAGAAAAAGCAUUCAAAAUUGCAAGAGUGAGAAUCUAGGGUUUUGGUAUUGUUGGGUUGGAGCUGAAUCCGUGAAAGCUUGUUGGAUGGCAGGUUCAGAACGCAGUAGUAGUAGGGUUUGGCACUACGAAUUCGACGUUUUCAUCAGCUUUAGAGGAGAAGACACCAGGCUCGGUUUCGUUGGAAAUCUCUACAAAGCUCUGACGGAAAAGGGAUUCCAUACCUUCUUUCGCGAGAAGCUUGUGAGAGGAGAAGAAAUCGCAGCAUCACCAUCUGUGGUGGAAAAAGCAAUUCAACAUUCAAGAGUUUUUGUUGUAGUGUUCUCUCAGAACUACGCUUCUUCUACACGGUGCUUGGAGGAGCUUCUCAGUAUCCUUCGGUUCUCCCAGGAUAACCGUCGACCGGUUCUGCCGGUUUUCUAUUACGUUGAUCCCUCCGAUGUGGGACUUCAGACGGGGAUCUAUGGAGAAGCGCUCGCUAUGCAUGAGAAAAGAUUCAACUCUGAGUCAGACAAAGUCAUGAAAUGGAGGAAAGCACUCUGUGAAGCUGCUGCCUUGUCUGGUUGGUCUUUCAAACAUGGGGAUGGAUAUGAAUACGAGUUGAUUGAGAAGAUCGUUGAGGGUGCCUCCAAGAAGAUUAACCGCCCGGUUGGCCUCCAGUAUCGAAUGCUUGAACUGAACGGGCUUCUGGAUGCUGCAUCUCUCAGUGGAGUCCAUUUGAUAGGGAUAUAUGGUGUGGGAGGCAUUGGUAAAACAACACUUGCUCAUGCACUCUAUGAUUCUGUUGCUGUUCAAUUUGAUGCUUUAUGUUUCCUUGAUGAAGUGAGAGAAAAUGCAAUGAAACAUGGCUUGGUGCAUCUCCAACAGACCAUUCUUGCUGAAACAGUCGGAGAGAAGGAUAUUCGACUGCCAAGUGUCAAGCAAGGAAUUACACUACUAAAGCAGAGGCUCCAAGAGAAGAGGGUUCUUUUGGUUCUUGAUGAUAUCAAUGAGUCAGAGCAGUUGAAGGCACUUGUUGGAAGCCCAGGUUGGUUUGGUCCUGGAAGCAGAGUCAUCAUUACAACCCGAGACAGACAGUUGCUUGAGAGUCACGGGGUUGAGAAAAUAUAUGAGGUAGAAAAUUUAGCCGAUGGUGAAGCUCUCGAAUUGCUAUGUUGGAAGGCUUUCAAAACUGACAAAGUAUAUCCAGAUUUCAUUAAUAAAAUAUACCGUGCACUAACUUAUGCUUCUGGCCUUCCAUUGGCUCUUGAAGUUAUAGGUUCAAACUUGUUUGGAAGAGAAAUAGUAGAAUGGGAAUAUACCCUAGAUCUGUACGAAAAAAUACAUGAUAAAGAUAUACAAAAGAUACUUAAGAUAUCCUUUGAUGCUUUGGAUGAACAUGAGAAGGAUCUUUUUCUUGACAUUGCAUGCUUCUUCAAGGGAUGUAAAUUAGCACAAGUUGAAUCAAUAGUUAGUGGUCGUUACGGUGACAGCUUGAAAGCUACCAUUGACGUGUUGCUUGAAAAAACACUUAUAAAGAUUGAUGAGCAUGGUCGUGUGAAGAUGCAUGAUUUGAUACAACAAAUGGGAAGAGAAAUUGUUCGACAGGAAUCACCAAAACACCCAGGUAAUUGCAGUAGGUUAUGGUCUCCUGAAGAUGUAGCUGAUGUUUUGUAAGGAAAUACGGGAACACGUAAUAUUCAAAGUAUAGUUCUGGAUUUCUCCAAACCUGAAGAAGUGGUACAAUGGGACGGAAUGGCCUUCAUGAAGAUGAAAAACCUCACAACACUUAUUAUUAGAAAGGAGUGUUUUUCUGAAGAUCCGAAAAAACUUCCAAAUAGCUUAAGAGUGCUGGAAUGGCGGGGUUAUCCUUCAAAGUCUUUACCAUCUGAUUUUCAGCCAGAGAAACUAGCUAUAUUGAAAUUACCUUCUAGCUGCUUUAUGUCACUUGAGUUGCCAAAGUUUUCUCACAUGAGUGUUUUGAGUUUUGAUAAGUUUAAAUUUUUAACACAGAUACCUGAUUUAUCUGGCACCCCCAAUUUAAAAGAAUUAUCUUUUGUUUUAUGUGAGAAUUUAGUUGAAAUUCAUGAAUCGGUUGGAUUCCUAGAUAAACUUAAAUGCAUGAACUUUGAGGGCUGCAGCAAGCUUGAGACUUUUCCACCAAUCAAGUUAACCUCUCUUGAAAGCAUCAAUCUUUCAUAUUGUUCUAGUUGUGAGUUUUCCGGAAAUAUUAGGAAAAAUGGAAUACACUGCCAUAAGUAUAUUGCCAUAACUUUUCCGACUUCGAAGUUUACAACUACACAGAUGUGGAAUGGUUCAGUUGCCAAGUAGCAUUGUCAUGUUGUCAGAACUUGAGGUGUUGAGUAUUUCGCAAUGUGAAGGACUGCAAAAAUCAAAACAGGACAAAGAUUUAAAAAAUGAGAGAUUAAUUGUGUCGUCUUCAAAUGUGGAACAUAUUGAUUUCCAACAAACAUAGAGUUGUUGUCUGCAACAAACUGUAGAUCCUUGACUGCCUCGUGUAGGAGAAUGUUGCAAAAACAGGAGUUGCACAAGGCUGGAAACAAGAGAUUUUGUUUUCCAGGAACUAGGAUUCCAGAAUGGUCUGAGCAUUCUAGUGAUAUUUAUCUGCCUUGCUGGACUCGUGCAUAAGCACCCUUUUGGAUUUAAAUCUAUUGUGUCCAUUAAUGGUGAUAAAAUGAAGACAGAGUUGCAAGCUAAAUGGUUUUAUUUUGAGUUCCCAGUAUUAACUGAUCAUAUACUUUUGGUGGAAGACAGAUAGAAUUUCAAAUAAUGUGGAUGAGGUACUUUCGGAAAAUGAAUGGAAGCAUGUGGUGGUCUCUAUUGAUAUUUGAUUUCAAAUGGAACCCAAUAGAACCAUUUGUUGUGCAAAUUGGACUCCAUGUAAUCAAGCCAAAAAGUAGCAUGGAUGAUAUUCGAUUCACUGAUCCUUAUAAACCAACCAUUUUUUAAAGAAAAACAUAUUGUUGGACAUGGGAGUUUCGCAGAGACCAUUGUGCAGAUGCAGAAAGAUUUGGUGUCACUUGAUUCAUUGCAACCACUUUUAAAAGGGUGGAGAGUGGUAUUCAUUGCUUCAACCUCUAGACUAAAAGAUAAUGUCAAUUGGGAUUCAAAUUUGAUAGUAUCAUCCCGGAUGAGUAGCACUGCUGGUGUCUAAGGCAGGUUUGCUUGAUUUUUUUUUCCCUGUGUGCUAUCACUACUAGUAAUGACAAGAAAAUGUCAGAAAUUAUUCUUUGUGAAAUAUAUAUGUUUUGACAAAUAUGUUUGAAACAUAAUGUGUUGAAGAGGAAUGCUAACUACAUUCUCUUUGACACUCUUUUUAAUACUUUUUCAAUGAUUAGCUUAAAUUUAUUAGAAAUCACCUAUUUUGAUGGGUUCCACUUUUAAAUCAGGAGAUAGAAGUGGGACCCACCAAAAUUGGUGGUUUCCAAUAAAUUUCAAUCCACCAUUGAGAGGGUGUUUGAGAGUGUUGUUCACAGUCCCCUCUUUUGAGAUAUCUUAUUCAAAUCAAUAUUUGCACCAAGCUAAAACACAUGCAUGAAAAGAGUAAAAUAGGUACACUAAUGUUGAACAGUUAAACCAUUGAGCCGUUUUCUCAUGCACCUUCAAAAGUGGUUUUGGAUUCUGUUGUGUUUUUGUUGUAAUAUUGCCAGUGAUGGAGACAAGCGAUAUGUUGGCAUUUAUUUCCCCUUCUGUUAUGAAUAACUUCGUAAACUAAAUUACAUAAAUGAAGAUUAUGAGUUUACGUAUUGUUACGCACCAAAGGAUUAAUCCCCGAUUACAAUAUGAAGCAUACAUGUGUAAAGGAAUCAAAAUGAUAGUUAUGCUAUAUUUUAUCUGCUAUAGCAAUUUCAGGGUCAUUUGCUCCAUGUCACUAUCAUGGAGUGAUAACUAUGCUUCUAGCAAUAUUUGAAUCCAUCUUCUCAUAAAUAUUACGUGUUAUUUCCCUUGGAUUCUAGCAAUAUUCGAAUCCAUUUUCUCAUAAAUAUUACGUGUUAUUUCCCUUGGUCCAACACUCCAGCUUGUAUCCAUGUGUGAAAGGCUCAUCUUACCUCUUGGCUAGGUUUUAUUUACCUAUCGGUCGAACUUUGGAUCAGUCAAGAUCUCUUUUUCUUGAUUAAUCGAAGGGUUAAGACAAAAAAAAAAAGACUCAUGCUUGUUAAUUGUAUAAAUCUUUUAAAAUAUUAUAAAGAAUGAUAAAUGUAUUGGGUCUUGUGAUAUACAACGGUCAUACCUAUUAUAAAUUAUAGGACUGGAAAGUUAUUACUUGUACACUAGGCAUUAGCUAAAGCUCACAUACCUGUAUGUGUAAAACUAAGACUCCAUUUGGAGUGGUUUUUAGGUUUGAGUUUCGAAAAUUUUAAUAACUUUUAGUUUUAGUUUAAAAAACUUUAAAAUUAGGUUUUAAAAUAUGAUUAAUUUCAAAAUAAACUUAUAUUGUAUGUUGGUUUAUUAACAACCAUUAGUUAAUUUUCUUAGACUUUACCAACUUAGUAUUUUUUCUGUUUUCUGUCAUAACAUGUAACAGUUAAUUAGUUUUAAGUUGGUUAGGUUAGUUAGGCUUGAAAUAGUGCUUCUAUUUCUUCUUCUUAUAUAGCCUUAGAAAAUUCUGCAGAGAUUGAAUAAAGUGGUUGCUGUGAGCACAGUGCAGUGUUGGUUCAUUUUGUUUUUCUUUUCUGCAUUUUGCUCAUUCUUGUUCAUACAAGAAACUCAUUCUUUUGUGAAUUAAAAUUUGAUCUUGGCACAACAACUUAUUUUGUAAGUUUCAUAUUAUAUUAAAAUUAGUUUAAGAGUAUUUUUGUGUGGAGGUGAUGAAAAUGGUGAUGGUGGUGGUGGUGGUGUUGGCAUCGAUUGUAGUAGAAAUAUCAAUGUUGGUUGCAGUGAGUAGAGGUGAUGGCAACAACAAUGCAGAUGGUGUCAAUGACGAUGGUGGUGGUGAUAGUUGUGCUAGUGGAGCCAGCCAAUGGUGUUGGUGGCUGUGGCGAUGAUUGAUAUGGUAUUGGUGGUAAUAGCGAUGACAUAGGUGGUAUUGGUGGUGGUGAUGGUAGUGGUGAUAGUAGUAGUAAUGUUGAUGGUGCCAAUGAUGAUAGCGGUGACGAUGGUGGUACGAUGUUAGUGGCGGUGGUGGUUGUGAUGACAUUGGUGGUGGUUGUGGCGGUGAUGGAGGUGAUAUUGGUGACAAUGGCAAUGGCAAUGACAGUGUGGUGGUGGCAUUAACAAUGAUGAUAAUGAUAACAAUAUUGGCGGUAACAAAGAUGGUAGUGGUGGUAGCAAAAAGUGUGAUGGCCAAAUGUGAGAAAUGUGUUUUUUUAAAACUAAACAAUUUACAAAAUCUUUUUUUCUUGAUUUUGAAAAUGAAUGUAAAAGUGUUUCGAAAAUGAUUAAAAAUCAUUUUAACUCCAUUUUUACCAAAUGUAUUUUGUUUUAAAAAUUGUAUUUAAAAACCAAAAACUCACUAUCACCCCCAAACGGGUCCUAAUGAAAUGGGAAAAAUAUUGAAAUGGAUAGAUUUGACAUAAAUUAGCCCAGUUGAUAACAUGUGACUUUAGAUAAGUAUUUGAUUGGGUAUUAAUUACUAUUAAAUAUGGGCAAAUAUUCAUAGCUUAUGUGUAGAGUAUCAAUGUUUUGUCAUGUAACUUCAUGAAUAGAAGAAUCAUUGUUUCGACAUGUAACUUACUGGAAUGGGAGAAUGAGCCGAGAAGGGAGAUAUGCCUACCUGCCUCAAGUGACUUGGAAAUUGGCAAUGGAUUCGGGUCCAGUGAAAUUAGAAUAUCUACUUUCAUAUCCAGAAAGCCAAUUUGUUUCAAGUGAUGAAAAGGCAGUAAGGCACCAUGAGUUACAAGGGCAAGUCACGAUUCUGCUUCUUGCCUAUGUCAGUUGUAUCCCCCAUCUGCUCUUCCUCUUCACUGGCUGCUUUAUGUGUCCCCCCAACCACGCGAUGUUCAAGCUUUAUUUUUAUUUUUUUUCGUUUGUUGAAGUAAAUAACUAGUAGUUGCUUAGAUUAUGUAAAUAAGAGUUGUUAGUAACUUGAUUGUGUUGUCUUUUGUUUUUGCAUUCUAAUUUGUAGCUACUUUGAUUUUAUUUACUCUAUUUGGUUUUUGUUU